AUGGCAAAGGAUAACUCAAAUAUGGAUGAUGAAAGGUUCUUGAAGAACGAAAGGAAGAUAAAGAAAGAGGCUAGGUUUGGAGCACUUGAGAGGGAUGUUGAGGUCUUAGCCGAUGGGUGUGAUCAUUGUGGUGAUAUGCACUAUUCUGAUGAGUAUCCAAAUCGGGCGCCCGAAGAUGUGAACUAUGUUCAGAAUCAAUCCCAAGGGAACUUCCACCACAACACCGGUUUCCAAAUCCGACCUUCAGGUAACAGGUGGCAAAUAGAUAAUUAUCAGAAUCAACCUCAACAGCAGACUCAACAUAACCAAGGAUCGAGUUCUUCUUCUAAUGUCGAUCCUAAUGCCGAGUUGAGGGAGAUGAUGAAGCAUUUGGGUAGUAAUCAAGCUGAAAAAAACACUAGCAUUCAAAUGAUUAGGGAUGAUACUAAGGCAUUGAGUGAGAGGUUGGAUCAGAUAAACGGGAAGGUGGAGAUCAACAUGAAAAAUCAGUGUGUUAACUUCAAGGAUCUCGAGAGUAGGAUGGUCGCUCCUGCUAGGCCUACGAGGACUCUUCUUAGCAACACAAAAAAGAAUCCUAGACCUCAAUUUAGUCAGGGACAGAACUACACUCCACCUCCAGGGAUUCCCAACUAUGCCAAGUUCAUUAAGGAGCUUGUGACAGAUAGAGGGAAAUUGGAAGAGGCAAAGGCUAAUUCUCUUAAUGUCGAGUGUUUUGCUAUCUUGCAGAACCGCAUUCUACUAAAGCUUGAAGACCCAGGGAGUUUCCUUAUCACUUGCUCUAUUAGAACUCUUACUUAUAAAGCCCUAGCUGAUUUAUGGGCUAGCAUCAAUUUGAUGCCUUACUCGGUUUAUACCAAGUUGGCUUUGGGAGUCCUUCGCCCUACUCGCAUGAGUAUUAGACUUGUUGACCAUUCGUUUCAGUAUCCUAUUGGGAUUGCUGAGAACAUGACUCUCAGAGUAGGCCAUAUUAUUUUUCUAGUUGACUUCGUUAUCCUCGAGAUGGAGGAAGAUACGAAGGUCCCUCUUAUUCUUGGACGCCCAUUCCUUAAUACCGCGGAUGUGAUCAUCCGUGUGAAAGACAAGGAAAUCUCUUUGGGCAUGGGAACUGAUAGGAUUGUGAUUGAUGUCAUUGAAGAUGCAUUAGAUCAAGAAUUUCAGGAAUUCAUGGAAACAGAUAUUGGAGAGGAAGAGAUCUCUAACUUAGGAUUUGGAGAAAAUACUGAUGAAGCUUUGUUUGCGGAGGUCAUGACAUUGAGCUCGGAUGAGUCACCUUCAGAGGACGAGACUUUUGAGGAGGUUGCUGCUGACGGAAGUUCAAGGGUACCUAAUUCUGUUGAUGUACCACUUACUGACUUGGAGCUUAAGCCACUUCCGACCCAUUUAGAAUAUGCAUAUCUGUCAGGUGAGUCUUCUCUUCCAGUGGUUAUCUCAUCCUCACUCUUGAGUGAUGAGAAAGACCGUCUCUUGUCUGUGCUUAAAGCCCAUAAGCGGGCUUUUGCUUGGAAGACCACAGAUAUUCCAGGUAUUAGUCCUGAUUUUUGCCAGCAUAAAAUUGAUUUUCUGGAUGAUGUUAAUCCCGUUGUCCAGAGACACAUGCGGCUGAAUCCUAAUAUGAAGGAGGUUGUUAAGAAAGAGGUAAUUAAGCUUGUUGAUGCAGGAAUCGUUUUUCCUUUGCCGGUAGUUCAUCGGAUGUUGGAACGAUGUGAGAGGGCACACCUUGUUUUGAAUUGGGAAAAGCGCCAUUUUAUGGUGACUGAGGGUAUUGUGUUAGGGCAUAAAGUGUCCAAGGCCGGGAUUGAGGUUGAUCGGGCUAAGAUAGAUGCGAUUGCCAAAUUACCCCCGCCUUCCAAUGUGAAAGGGGUAUUGAAGGAGAAGUUGACUAAUUCUCCUAUCAUGGUAGCUCCAGAUUGGGAUUUGCCUUUCAAGUCGAUGUGUGAUGCCAACGACUAUGAUGUUGGAGCUAUGCUAGGGCAAAGGGUUGAGAAACAUUUCAAAUCCAUUUACGUUUCUAGUAAAACUUUGAACCCUGCCCAGCAAAAUUACACUACUACAGAGAAAGAGUUACUUGCAGUGGCUUGUCCGCUCGAUUCUUUUGUUCAAGAAUUUGAUAUAGAAAUAAAGGAUAAGAAAGGGGCUGAAAAUUUGGCUGCCAACCAUUUGAGUCAUUUGGAAGAUCCUAACCGGGAGGAACUUUGUGAGGGGGAGAUCAAUGAUCACUUCCCCAAUGAGUCUUUAAUGUUUAUCUCUAACUCCGAUGAAGCUCCUUGGUUUGCAGAUAUAGAUAAUUAUUUGGUUGCAGGUGAGAUACCUAAUGACUUCACGUCUCAGCAGAAGAAGAAGCUCAUAUUGGAUUUUAAGCAUUACUUUUGGGAGAACGCAUAUUUGUUUCAUGUUUGUGCAGCUGGUAUGGUUAGGAGAUGUGUUGCUGGAAUGGCAACGAGAGAGAUUUUGGAUGCAUGUCACUACGGGCCAACUAGGGGUCACUAUGGUCCCUCAGUCACGGGUAAGAAGGUUUUUGAUGCAGGUUUCCAUUGGCCAAUGAUUUUCAAGGAGGCCCAAACUUUGGUGGAUACUUGUGACAUCUGUCAGCGACAGGGGAACAUCACUAAACGGGAUGAGAUGCCUUAA
Messenger RNA from Erigeron canadensis, 2628 nucleotides. RefSeq lists its product as uncharacterized. The transcript is spliced from 8 exons. Bases 1 to 2628 code for a protein of 875 amino acids. NCBI's taxonomy places the organism in Eukaryota, Viridiplantae, Streptophyta, Magnoliopsida, Asterales, Asteraceae. The record is from RefSeq and is a predicted model, not a curated record.